AUGUCUGCUGCUGCUUUGGCGGUGCUUCUCAUCCCAGGGCUGCUGCUCCUCUGGGUCACAGCGAGGACAGGGAGAGACGCGCCCCCUGCGGAACUCAACACCAACAGGAGGCCCAGACCCCCCCGGACUGAGGACCCAACAGGGACCCCAACAGGGACCCCAACAGGGACCCCAACAGGGACCCCAACAGGAGGCCCAGGAAGAGGAGGACCCCUCCGGACUGAAGGCCCAACAGGGACCCCAACAUGGACCCCAACAGGAGGCCCAGGAAGAGGAGGACCCCUCCGGACUGAAGGCCCAACAUCCAGGAAAGGAGACCCCUCCGGACUGAAGGCCCAACAGGAGGCCCAGGAAGAGGAGUACCCCUCCGGACUGAAGGCCCAACAGGAGACCCAGGAAGAGGAGGACCCCUCCGGACUGAAGGCCCAACAGGAGGCCCAGGAAGAGGAGGACCCCUCCGGACUGAAGGCCAACAGGGACCCAACAGGAGGCCCAGGAAGAGGAGGACCCUCCGGACAGGACAGGACCCCAACAGGGGAGCCCAGGAAGAGGAGUACCCUCGGGACUGAGGGACCCCAACAGGAGGCCCAGGAAGAGGAGGACCCCUCCGGACUGAAGGCCCAACAGGGACCCCAACAGGAGACCCAGGAAGAGGAGGACCCCUCCGGACUGAAGGCCCAACAGGGACCCCAACAGGGACCCCAACAGGAGGCCCAGGAAGAGGAGUACCCCUCGGGACUGAAGCCCCAACAGGAACAGGAGGCCCCCCUCCGGACUGAAGGCCCAACAGGGACCCCAACAGGAGGCCCAGGAAGAGGAGGACCCCUCCGGACUGAAGGCCCAACAGGGACCCCAACAGGAGGCCCAGGAAGAGGAGGACCCCUCCGGACUGAAGGCCCAACAGGACCCCAACAGGAGGCCCAGGAAGAGGAGGAGGACUGGAGGGAGGGACCCCAACAGGAGGCCCAGGAAGAGAGACCCCCGGACCCCCAACGGACCCCAACAGGAGGCCCAGGAAGAGGAGGACCCCUCCGGACUGAAGGCCCAACAGGAGGACCCCAACAGGAGGACCCAGGAAGAGGAGGACCCUCCGGACUGAAGGCCCAACAGGGUGGACCCCAACAGGAGGCCCAGGAAGAGGAAGACCCUCGGACUGAAGCCCCCAGGGAACCCCAACAGGAGGCCCAGGAAGAGGAACCCUCCGGACUGAAGGGGGACCCCAACAGGCCCAGGAGGAGGAGGACCCCCCGGACUGACCCCAACUGGAGGCCCAGGAAAGGAGGAACCCCCGGACUGAAGGGGGACCCCAACAGGAGGAAGGCCCAGGAGAGAGGAAUCCCCCGGACUGGAGGCCCAGGAAGAGGAGGACCCCUCCGGACUGAAGCGCCCAAACCAGGAGGGCCCAAGGAGGAAUCCCCCGGACUGAAAGUUCCAGGGGAACCCCAACAGGAGGGCCAGGAAGAGGGAGGGGACUCCUCCGACUGA
Messenger RNA from Penaeus vannamei (Pacific white shrimp), 1485 nucleotides. The record is from RefSeq and is a predicted model, not a curated record. NCBI's taxonomy places the organism in Eukaryota, Metazoa, Arthropoda, Malacostraca, Decapoda, Penaeidae.